Molecule: messenger RNA, 3525 nt
Organism: Oncorhynchus kisutch (coho salmon)
Lineage: Eukaryota; Metazoa; Chordata; Actinopteri; Salmoniformes; Salmonidae
Product: gap junction delta-2 protein
Exons: 2
Coding region: 517-1434 (305 amino acids)
Biological process (GO): cell-cell signaling
Cellular component (GO): connexin complex
Molecular function (GO): gap junction channel activity
Source: RefSeq, a predicted model, not a curated record
GAGUUUAUCGCCAAUCAUUUUAUCACAGAUUAAUCUUUCACGCCGGCCCCGGGUUCCAUUCGUCGAAUAUUGAAAAUGAGAAAUCCUGGCAGCGUUUGGCCGCGUUCCGCCAACCUGUCUGCACAUGACGCAGAGAGGGGACUACUUAAAGGCGGAUUAACGCUGGCAAGACAUUAAAUCCAACCUCCCUGCAUCCAGACACAGCGCGCGACUCAUCAGUCUGAUCUUAAGAUCGACAAUAGGAGGGUUUAUUGUAAUCAGCCUUUCGGACUCCCCAAGACAACGAGAAAGUGACAGCGUCACGCGAGCGCUCGGGCAGACGCACAGAACCCUAUUGCACGACGCGCGAGAGAGGAGGGCAGGACAGCUGCGGGCUCAUGAUCAAUGCAUUUGUCAGAUAACCUCCCAGCCUCUGGAGAGUGACAACGACCAAAAACCCAAGGAAAUAUUUUCCACAUAUUCGGCAGAAGUUCGUGCAGUGUGCCGUAGACUCUCGCCUGCUCCGGAUGAACAACAAUGGGGGAAUGGACCAUACUAGAGAGGCUUCUGGAGGCUGCUGUCCAGCAGCACUCUACUAUGAUAGGAAGGAUCCUACUAACUGUGGUGGUGAUCUUCCGGAUUCUAAUCGUAGCAAUAGUUGGAGAGACGGUCUAUGAUGAUGAGCAAACCAUGUUUGUUUGUAAUACCUUACAACCUGGCUGCAACCAGGCUUGCUACGACAAGGCAUUCCCAAUUUCACACAUUCGAUUUUGGGUUUUCCAGAUCAUAAUGGUUUGCACCCCGAGUCUUUGUUUUAUCACAUACUCGGUGCAUCAGUCAGCGAAACAGAAGGAGCGACGGUACUCCACUGUCUUUCUGUCCCUGGAUAAGGAUCAAGAUUCAAUGAAACGAGAUGACAGCAAAAAGAUUAAAAACACCAUUGUGAAUGGAGUACUUCAGAACACAGAGAACUCCACCAAAGAAGCCGAACCCGACUGUUUGGAAGUCAAAGAGAUCCCAAAUUCAGCCAUGAGAACUACUGGGAAGUCUAAAAAGAGUCGGCAAGAGGGUAUCUCGAGAUUUUACAUAAUUCAAGUGGUUUUCAGAAACGCGCUGGAAAUAGGGUUUUUAGUGGGUCAAUAUUUCUUGUAUGGAUUCAACGUCCCGUCGGUGUACGAAUGUGAUCGAUAUCCAUGCAUAAAAGAUGUCGAGUGCUAUGUUUCCAGACCAACAGAGAAGACCGUGUUUCUAGUCUUCAUGUUCGCGGUCAGUGGCUUUUGUGUGUUGCUGAAUCUGGCAGAACUCAAUCAUUUGGGGUGGAAGAAAAUCAAAACGGCGGUGCGAGGAGUGCAGGCGAGGCGGAAGUCCAUUUAUGAAAUCAGAAAUAAGGACUUGCCCCGAAUGAGUGUGCCUAAUUUCGGCCGUACUCAAUCCAGUGACUCUGCUUAUGUGUAGCACAUGGAGAGAGUUACCGAAGCGACAAUGUGCGAUGUGUAAAGAUUAAACCAAGAUGAACCCGGGAUGUACAGCUCCUCACACCUCAUCCGUUUCUUGACUUAAACGAGUGGGCAGAUUUUUUUAUUUGUUUGUCUUUUAUGGACUCCAAUGGCAAGCCUGGAUUCCACGUUUGUUGACUUAUUACAUUGCACUGAUUCAACUUUGUAGUGACGUUUAUACUAUGUAAAGCGCUACAUUUAGAUCAUGUCGACGUGUUCACGCAUUUACUCUACUGUACUUGAAGAGUGUAAAUGCAAAUUGCACUAAGAGGUGAACACCGGGGAGCCAAACCUAACCCGAUACGUGCUAUUGACAGUGUUUCAAAUACAGUUUCAAACCGAUUUUUGACAACAACCUAUUUAAGAAUCACAAUACACCGGUUGACUAUGUGUUCAAAGGAAAAUCUAUUAUCCAUAUUUAUAUAGGCAUAUGCCUAUCUCCAGAUGUAUAUAGGCAUAUGGGAUAAAUAUAUAAAUCAAUUUUGGCUAGAUUGACCUAGUUGAAAUACAUUAGCUUCAUUCGUGUUUUUUGUUGCCUGUGUUCGCACCACUGACCUUAACGUAUGUAAUCAUUCCAUUGCUAUAUGGCUGACUUGCAAAACAGUAUCUAGUGGAUUUGCUGCAAACGCUAACGUCUGUGACUUCCUUAAUUUACAAUACACCAAAGCGCCCACUGCUUUUAUUUGUGAAAAGUGUUUUCUUGCUUUCGUGUAAUCAAGUGCCAUACUUGUACAUAGACAUAUAUAUAUAUAAAUAUAUAUAUAUAUAUAUAAAUAUAUAAUAUUAUUCAACAUGAAAGAUAAUUCCCUGCUUGAAUUAUGCUAAAUGCUGCCCAAUUUUUUAGCUUUAAGUGUAUUUGUUGUGAUUUAAAUGGAAUGGAUAUAUUACAUUUACAUCUGUCUUUUUAUUUAGAAAAUGACUGGAAAUAAAUAAUGUGCUAGUCUUUUUUAUAUACUGGAAGAAAAUGUUUCUCCACAAUCACAAUUGAUCUCAACUCAAAAUAGCACAAAUGGACCUUUUUAACAAACUAAGGAUGGGCAAUAAGUAUCUGCUCUGGUGCUACAGUUUUUCACAGAAUGGUUUUCAAUGUAACCAAAAUAAACCAGAAGAAACAUCCCUUUCUGAUGAAAAUAAAAGUGGGAAUCAUGUACACCAGAAACGUGUGAGGUGCAGUACUUUUCUGUCUGAAAGCUGAACUGGAAUGUUAGAAUGUUAGAUCCUAUAGCUGCCUUGUCUAGACCAUGGCUUGGUUCAGUGAAAAUGACAAUGUUUGCCACACCCACGAGUCUAUUGUUCCAUCCAAUGAGAAAACCCCUAUGAGAGCGUCCUUUGAUGCUAUCAGUAUCUGUUACCAUGUGGGUGUGCUGUAAUUCAUUUAAAUGGGGAUGAUGCUUCCAUGACAAACAUGAAUACUGCAUGUCCCAUUACAGUGUGCCCUGGGAAGCCCUAAUGUGAAAUGCAUUCUAACAUGCAUGUACUGUUCCUUCCCAGUCUGAGCUGACCAGACCGUGACUGUUCACAUGGCUGCUAUACUGUUAAUGACCUUGUAACCUUGACCAGGAAGCUAUUAGACAGACACACUGCACAAAACAUAGGAUGAUUAAGACCUGAUCUUUAUUGAAAGAGGACUUGGCCUUUUUUGUCCUCCACACAUCCCUUCUUCAGUCAUUUAUAGGAAGAGAGCAAGGGAGCGGCUCCGGACAAAGGGAAGGUUGUGUGAGCCUCAUGAAGGUCACUUAGAAGAAUGGAAAGAGAAAAAAGGUGUUAACUGUACACCAACACGAGAGGGAGAGCGAGAGAGAGAGAGAGAGAGGGGGAGAGAAAAAGAGCGAGAGGAGGAUUCCGGGAUGACCAUCAAGGAGGAUCCGGGGGGGGUUAGGAGGCUAGAUUCUGCCUCUGCCAGGAUGAUUCGGCAAAGCCCAGAGAAGUGCACACUGACACAUCUAUCUCAAACUCAGCAGGGAUGUGAAAAUUCUCCCUAACUCGAGAACUCUGGGGGAAAAAACAGGAGAAGUGCAAUUUGUCUACUUGGCCUGAUGCAAUGCAGUGG